CUCAGCUCAUAAUCCAUCUUCAAAAAGUCACUUUGCGCCACUGCUAUUACUAGUAGUAUUAGCGUUCAACGUUGAACGUUGAACUCUUCACCACCCACCGUAAUCACGAGAACAUGAGUGCUGACACAAACAACAACUCCUCGGCUUCAAAUACCGUCCAUAUCGAAUAUGUGAUUCAUCCAGAGAGGGACAAUCAUUUCCGCGCUCAGGUAGCAACUUCCAGUAAAUUUCUCAAAGCAAACCAGAAGAAAUUCGGCUUACAAUGCACGCAAUGUCAAACGAAAUUGGAGAAACCUUUGAAAUGCACAAAGUGUAAGAGCGUCUGGUAUUGCUCAAAAGAGGUGGGAUCUCUCAUUGGGAUGAAACCGAAAACUGAAUGGCUGACGUGUGUACAGUGUCAAAAGAAAAAUUGGUCUACCCACAAACCGACAUGCCGCGAGGUUGAACGCUCCUUGGGGGUACUCAAAUUCAUACAAAUGUUCAGUGCAAACCCGUUGCUCAUGACGUUCCUCAAAUUUGGUAUCGUCUUCGACUGGCUGUUCGACAAUACCCGGAUCGGAUUCAAUGUGCCAUUCAUCGCGCGUAUUGACAUUGCAAUGGAACUCAGUAACAUUCUUGACUUCGCUGGAUUGUAUUUCUACGACAAGGCUGUUGGAGAGAAGCUUCAAGGGAUGUUGCAAGUCAAUGCCAUCACUCCGUGGCACCCCAAGCAAGGUCCCCUUACAGUUGCAUUUGCGGACUGAGAUGACAGGACAAGACAAGGAAGCCAUUCGAGCCGCAGGUCGCGAUGAGGAUAGACUUCAGCUCGUAUCCUCCAAGAGAAGAUGAAACGUGAACACACUUACGCUAAUGUCACGCAAAAUACUAGUCGAAUG
This is a messenger RNA of Suillus bovinus, 875 nucleotides long. RefSeq lists its product as uncharacterized. The record is from RefSeq and is a predicted model, not a curated record. Bases 114 to 743 code for a protein of 209 amino acids. The transcript is spliced from 4 exons. NCBI's taxonomy places the organism in Eukaryota, Fungi, Basidiomycota, Agaricomycetes, Boletales, Suillaceae.